Molecule: messenger RNA, 5308 nt
Organism: Doryrhamphus excisus (bluestripe pipefish)
Lineage: Eukaryota; Metazoa; Chordata; Actinopteri; Syngnathiformes; Syngnathidae
Gene: capn12
Product: calpain 12
Biological process (GO): proteolysis; negative regulation of apoptotic process
Cellular component (GO): cytoplasm
Molecular function (GO): calcium ion binding; calcium-dependent cysteine-type endopeptidase activity
Source: RefSeq, a predicted model, not a curated record
AUUUUUUCACAACAUUGUGUAUUAUUUCUGUUCUAUUUAUAUUUUUCAUUGUUACAUAUGGUGCACUAAUUGAAUAUUGUCUUAUGUAAUAUUAAUUUAUUUGAAAUGUUAUGAAUUUAGCACUUUGGGUUGCUUUAGGGAGAAACAUUUUUUGUAUGGUACAUAGCUGGAGAAUUGACAGUAAGCUUUUCAAAUGUGGAAUAACAUUUUGUCUGAGGUUUUUUUUUUUUUUUUUUGGAUAACAGAUUUUUCCAUUAGCUACUGGAGGCAGUCAAAUGAGAACUAUCAGUGCUCUGGACCACUUAAAAACUACAAAAUCUAUGCCACUAAAAACUACAACCACAAUAACAUAUAGUAUUUUAAGUUUGUAUUCAAAUACGUACAAUUUCAUACGUAUAAUUUAUUGACAUGGUUGAUGUUAUAAAAACACGUUCUUUUCUAUCAAUUACCUAAUGAUUUAUGAUCUCGGCACCGGUAGGCUGUGGCUGGAGUAUACUGCCAUCUAGCGUCAGAUAGAGGAAACGACUGAUGUAGCUACAGCCAGUCCAACAAUAAAUAUUAAACUCACGACAUGUGAAUGAUAGAAAAUGGAUUAAAGAUCAUUUUGAUAUUGCCACAUAAAACGGUUAGUUUCUUUAGUUCAGAAUUUAGAUAAACAUGGCGUUUAAGAACUCAAAGUUUACUGGUACCGGAAGUGAUUAAUCACAGUCAUUUUGAACUAUGACCCCCACAUUUGUUGUGUUUUUUUUACGUUCUUUUAAAGUCAUGCUGGACAAUAAAUUAGCAGGAUCAAAGAGAUUCUCGGCACCGUGUCAUUACACCGACUCCAGCUCGACAUUACCCCCCCGGCGGUAUGCAUUCUUUCCCGGGAUGGGCAGCACCGCACCGAGGAGGCGCUGCUGCUGCUUCUUCAGGAGCUUUUUGUGGGUGUGCGCUCUUGUAUUUAAGCAUCAGCUAGUAAAGUCCCAACAUUUUACUGACUGAACAGACAACAUGGAGGCCCCUUCAGGUUCCUUCAAGAACCCCAUCAGGUUUCAGGAUCAGGACUUUGAAACCCUGCUGGGAAAGUGUCUCAAUGCUGGGGAGAUGUUCUCUGAUCCGUUCUUUCCAGCCGAGCAAAAGUCCAUCGGCAUGCCGGAGGAUGACGACCCCACCAAGGCGAUCAAGUGGAAGAGACCCAAGGACAUCAGUGAGAAUGCUGUGUUUGUGGAAGGCACCACCGGUACCACCGACAUCUGCCAAGGUCAGCUAGGUAACUGCUGGCUGCUGGCGGCGCUGUCCUGUCUUACAAUGCAUCCUAAACUUUUCAUCAAGGUGGUUCCGGCCAACCAAAGCCUGUCCCAGUCUUAUGCAGGCAUCUUUCAUUUCAGGUUCUGGCAGUAUGGUGAGUGGGUGGAGGUGGUUGUGGAUGACAGGCUGCCAGUACGAGAGGGCCGUCUGCUCUUCAGCUAUUCUCACACCCGCAACGAGUACUGGAGCGCCCUGGUGGAGAAGGCCUAUGCCAAGUUAAUUGGAUCAUACGGAAGUCUGAAGGGGGGCAACAUUUCCGAGGGGAUGGAGGACUUUACAGGCGGCAUCGCAUACUCCCUGCCGGUUUCCUCUCAUACGCCUCGGGUCUUGUGGAGGUUACUGACAGCUGCCCUUGCUCGAGGCAGCCUGCUCAGCUGCUUUAUUCAGGCCAACAACUACCGGGAAGUAGGUAAAAUAAACAAAGAUGGCCUUAUAAAGGGCCACACCUACGCCAUCACUGAAACAGACCAGGUGAAACACGUGUCAGAUGAGAUUUUGCUCCUGAGAUUGAGGAAUCCUUGGGGCUUUGUUGAAUAUAGUGGACCCUGGAGUGACAAGGGCAAGGAAUGGGAUGACGUAUCCAAAGAAGAGAAAGAAAGGCUCGAAAUGAAAAGAAAGGAAGAUGGAGAGUUCUGGAUCAGUGUUGAUGAUUUUAGCAAGAAGUUUGAGUAUGUGGAGCUCUGCAGUGUUAAUCCUGACACCCUUGUGGAAAGAAACAGAGCAGACCCUCUCAGCUCGUCGUCAUCCAAAUGGACGAUCAACGAGCAUGAAGGGUUGUGGCUACAAGGAAGCUCCGCCGGUGGAAGCCGCAAAUACAACCGAUCAUUUUGGAAGAACCCCCAGUUUGAGUUGGUUCUUACGGAGCAGGACCAGCCUGAGGAGGACGAUGAGGAGGACGAAGCGGAGGAGGACGAUGAGGAGGAGGACAGUACGCCACAUGAGAGCAAAAAGACAGAGAAACAGAAGCUGAAAGCAAAAAAGUGCACUGUGUUGGUGGAAGUCCUGCAGAAAGACAGAAGGCGGAGGGAUAAAGUCCACUUCCUCUACAUCGGUUUUCACAUUUACAAGGUUCCCCCCGAGCUUCAAGGUAUGUGUCUGCAGCGCAACUUCUUCUUGAAAAAUCGCCCCGUUGGUCGCUCAGGGAAAUACAAGGCUCAAAGGGGAGUGUGGAGGAAGGUACACCUGGAUCCGGGUCACUACGUCAUCGUCGCAUCCACCUAUCGACCCAACCAGCCUGGAGAGUUCUUUGUGCGCAUCUUUUCCAAGACUGGGAACACUUUGGGGACUCAGGACUUUAUGUGCUCUUCUGGCUAUCUCCCGGUGAUGGCAGCUCCUGUUGCCCCGGAGGAAAAAAUGAGAGUUUUGAGGGCUUUUGAUGAAGCGGCUGGAUCAGAUGACAGGUUGAACGUCAAAGAGCUCAUGAAGCUGUUCAACUCAGUCUUGGACAAACAUUACCACCUGCCACUGGAGACGUGCAGACAGAUCAUUCUUGGAAAGGAUACUAAAGGACGAGCAAGUCUCAAUCGUCAGCAAACUGAAGACCUGCUCUCCGAUCUACGCAACCUGCAGUUAAUCUUUUUCCACUUUGAUGAGGACUCUUCUGGGACCAUGAGUCCUUUUGAACUCACUGCAGCUCUACUGGCCGUGGGAAUGAAGUGUGAUAGUAAAAUCGUCCAGCUGCUCUCUGAGCGCUUUGCAUCUGGAGAGCUUCACCUGCCCUUCCAUGGCUUUGUGGCUGCUGUCACACGGCUGCGAAAACUCUUUGCGCUGUACAACGCAGAGACCAGUCAUGAGGUAAAAGACAGAGGGAUCAACUCUUGGCUCAUUCACUUUCUGGUGGUGUGAGGAGGGUCUCCACAUGGACUCAGAAUAGCGUCAAUGCAUACGCAGCUGUUUUUCCUUCUUGUCUUCAUCUAAUGCUGCCGUUUCAACAUUUUCCAAAACCUUUCAAAUGAUGUGUAUUCCGGAAAAGUAGACGACAGUUAAGCAAAAAAUAAAUAACCUCACACUGCGAUGCAUCAUGAUAUUGUAAUAUUUCAGUUAUCAUACUCAUAUAUCAUGUUGAGAGGGCUCUAAUGAUGUUAAAAACUGCAUUUAGAAAGUCGUAAACAGGUUUUCAUGGCUGUAGACAAACCGUAUGUUGUAUGAUGCAUGUUGCUAUAAAUGUGUUCCGUUACCGGAAUUUAGGGUCCAGAGUUGAGUUUCAGUUUUGUGUGGGUAACCGACAAAGAAGAUGGAUGGAUUUUUUUAUAGUAUUUUUCAAGCGCUUUUGUAAAAUCCAUUAUUCAUUCACUCCUCAGUCACACAUACUGGUGGUGGUGGUAAAUUACAUCCGUAGCUACAGCAGCCCUGGGGUGGUCUGACUGAAACAUGGAUGCCAAUUUGUGCCGACACCAGUGUGGGCAGCACUGGAGGCAAGGAAGAGGGAGCAGGGAUUGAACCGAAAACCUUCCAGUUUUUGGAUGACUUGCUCUACCUCCUGAGACACUGUCGCUCCUUAACAAUUAGUGACUAUUAAUGAUAAUAAUAAUUGGAGGUAUUCUAAGCGAGAUCACCAUUUUAAUACUGAAGAAUAGAAUGCGUCAUUCAUAAAAUAUAUAGAAUUCAGAGAUAAUAUGUGUGUUAUUAGAAUUUACUUCAACUUUUUGGUUAAAAAUGUUUAGAAAUGGGCUUCAUGGCGGACGAGUGGUUAGCGCGCAGGCCACACAGCUAAGAAACCCGAGUUCAAUUCCACCCUUGGCCAUCUUCAUGCGUGGGUUUUCUCCUGGGACUCCGGUUUCCUCCCAAAUUCCAAAAAGAAUGCUAGGUUAAUUGGUGACUCCAAAUUGUCCAUAGGUAUGAAUGUGAGUGUGAAUGGUUGUUUGUCUAUAUGUGCCCUGUGAUUGGCUGGCCACCAGUCCAGUGUGUACCCUGCCUCUCGACCUAAGACAGCCGGGACAGGCUCCAGCACACCUGUGAUCUUCGUGAGGAUAAGUGGUAGAAAAUGAAUGAAUGUUUCUAAAUGGUUUGAAAAUACUACUACUACCUUUUGAAGUACAUGGGCAGUAUCCUUCUCCAAAAAAUCUUUGUUAUAAAUGUCUUGGAUAUACAAUUCCCUAAAUUAAUUUAUUCAUUCACAACAGAAUAAAAAUGCUAUUGCAACUGUCAAAAAAAACAACAAAAAAAGGCUUUUCCUCUCUAUGAAAGGACAGCAGAGAUGAACAAUCUUAGUUUUCUGCCCAGUAUUUGAUCAGGGAAUAUACAAAUGUAGUGAUUUUUACGAAAUAAAAUAAACACCUGACUGAUCUAAGUAUAAGUACCAUUAUUCUGUGUGAGUUUGGAAUGAUACUACCAAAAGAAAGGCAAUAGUUCAUGCUGUAUUUAAUAUCCAACCACAAGCAUCACUGCGGCCCCAACAGUUUACUCAUCAUGUACCCAAGAGCAUAGCCCGGCUAAUAUCUAUGAACUUACUGACACACGCACAGCGAGAAUGUGCGAUGCGGUGAUGUCUCAGCAGCGCUACACGCACACUCUCUAUUCUUAUCACACUGACGCCAUGUACAGCGUCAAACACACCCUCGCUCCCUAUAUCCAUCCCUCCCUCACUCAUGUUCUCUCUAGUAACCGUCUGAGUCGCACUAUUUGCAACCUCUUCCCAGUGUCACACAGAUGCUCUCAUACGCGCGCCAAUGUCCCUUCUUCACCUGCUGCUAUUCUUAGCUCCUUUUGCUGCUCUCACACCACCUUGUGUUCAUUAUGAAGUGAGUGCACCUCAGCUGCUUCCUGAUGGAGUGGAGAGGAGGAAGUCAGAUGACUGGCAAUUGUUGUACAACCUCUGAUGUCCAUAGGAAGUCAUAUAAAUCAUCAGCUGCCACCUUUUAUAAAACCUUUGUCAUACAAGUGUAAAAAGAAGUUAGGAGCUGGAAGUUUGAUCAGUUUGUUUUUGUAAAAAAACAAAAAAGGCCGAUGUAGCUUAAUGUUAGCACUUAAGCUCACAUAGUUAUGACAGUGUUUCCUGGGUACUCCGGUUUCCUUGCUU